Molecule: messenger RNA, 1701 nt
Organism: Linum tenue
Lineage: Eukaryota; Viridiplantae; Streptophyta; Magnoliopsida; Malpighiales; Linaceae
Source: the annotation of a GenBank genome assembly
AUUUUUUGCUGGGGAAGUGGACAAUUCCUCCUGAUUCCCUCCCUUUCCCCAUCACCCCCGCUCCGGCGCUCCACCACGAAAUGGAAUUUCAGUUUCAGUGGGCGUCUAAGGGAGCCGGAGACUGACUCGAGAGGUUUAAGCUUUUGCACCGCCAUGACACUGGCCGCUCUGUGUAGUUCUACUGUACCUGCCAUCUCGCCGGCAACAUACACCGCCGGAAACAACCUUUCUCGUACCAAUCUCCUUCCCCUGGUUCCACUCCGCCCGUCAUUUUCCAGGACUCGAAACCCUAGCAAAUUCAGCAAAUCAUAUCCGGUCAGAGCAGCUGUGGUGCGCGAACAGGAGGAGAAGGAGGUGGUUGUAGAAGAAACUUUUCGACCCAAGACAUCUGGCUUCAAUGUACAGGAGGGCGGCAGUGGUGGCUCACAGUCACAGAGGGAGCCUCCUCAACCUGAUUCUGAUCAGUUGAUCAUCAAGAUUGAGCAAUCCAUUAACGUCUUUCUCACUGGACACGGUGAUAAAGGUUCUCGACACCUUCUACCGCGAUCGAGAUUAUGCUAGGUUCUUCGUCCUUGAAACCAUUGCGAGGGUUCCUUAUUUUGCCUUCAUUUCAGUUCUGCACUUGUAUGAGAGUUUUGGUUGGUGGAGAAGAGCAGAUUAUCUGAAAGUUCAUUUUGCUGAGAGUUGGAAUGAGAUGCACCACUUACUCAUCAUGGAAGAACUGGGGGGAAAUAGUUGGUGGUUUGACCGAUUCCUCGCUCAACAUAUUGCAGUCUUUUACUAUUUUAUGACUGUCUUUAUGUAUGCAUUGAGCCCAAGAAUGGCUUAUCACUUUUCUGAAUGCGUGGAACACCAUGCUUAUUCAACCUAUGAUAAAUUUAUCAAGGCGAAUGGAGACGAGUUGAAGGAAAUGCCAGCGCCGGAGGUUGCAGUUAGGUACUACACCGGCGGUGACUUAUACUUGUUUGAUGAAUUUCAGACUUCCAGAGUCCCUAACUCACGUAGGCCGAAAAUAGGUAACGUCUCACUCAUUAUGAUUUAUGAUCACAAAAAUUGAUAAUCUUGGUCACUUUAUACCUGGAAAGAAGAAUUCCAUUAUGGAAAUUGAAUUUUAUGUGGCUUAAAAGUUUUGAUUUCUAAUUCCCCUCCGGAGGUAGGAAUGGCAAUGGGGCAGGUCCGGUCGAAAUUGCCAUCCCUAUCCGGAGGUGAUGAUAUGAAUCGAUCUGAUGAAAUGGAAUCUGUAUGUUUUGGGCAUUUGAUCUGCCAUCUCGUCUUCUGCGUGCGGAUAAUUUGUACGACACUUUUGUGAACAUCAGAGAAGAUGAGGGGGAACACUGCCAAACCAUGAAGGCAUCUCAAACUCCUGGUAAUCUGCGCUCUCCACAUUCAUAUGCAGAUGAUGGCAGCAAGGAAGACGAAUUAUCUUCCGGAUGCAUGGAUACUGAAUUGCAUUGCGAAGGCAUUGUUGACUGCUUAAAGAAAUCUGUAGGUCCUGGAUUAUCCAAGACUAAACAGUAAAGUUUAACCAACAGAAACCUUGGAUACUAUAUUUUGACUGUAUGUAAAUGCUAGUAUUAUAGUGUGGAUUUAGACAUUGAGAAAACAAUAUACGGCAGCGGGAUAAGGUGUAUUAACUCCCCUCCAAGAUCUAGAAUCAAAUGUAUAAACUUUAUUGUGAAUUCUUUAUUUUGGUUGCGUCAA